AUGUCAGUAAUGAGGUCCUUACGAUGCGUAUCGUUCAAUAGCACGUCCCACGCGUUCCGGGACAUGGCGGUGAGGUUUCGAGGUCCCUUGUGGCGCAGACGCGGCAGCGGCGAAAGAGCAUCCGGCGGAGACUCCUCCACGGAUGCGCUCGCGCCCGCGGAAGCUAGACUGAUAGGCGGCGAAGCAGACACGAAGCUUCGCGACGAGAAGUCCGCGGCGCGGGUGCGAUCCCUGCGCCUGUGGGGGCUGGUGCUGCUCGCGGGACUCACCAUCGGCGCGCUCUCAUGGCUGCUCGCCACCGCCAUCGUCGAGUUCUUCGACCUGCUCUACACUCUCAACGACACGCUCCUAGGCGCGCACGCCACGGCGCGCGUUCCCUUCUCCCGCGUGUUCGUCGCGUCGCUCCUCAUGGCGCUCGUCCAAGCCGCGCUCGUCGGCCUGGCGGCCGUUCUAACGGUCAACGUCGCGCCGCUCGCGAACGGCGUCCCCGAGAUAAAGGGAUUCCUUAACGGGAACAGCAUUCCGGGGUUCUUCGAGCUGCGUACAACGGUCGUCAAGAUCCUGGGGCUGCUGCUCGUCGUGGCGGCGGGCAUGCCCGUGGGCCGCGAGGGGCCCAUGGCGCACAUCGGCGCGGGGGUCGCCGUUGCGCUCGUGCACCUCCCGCUGAUCGGCCUGCAUGCGCACGCGAGCGCGCGCGGAAAGAAGCGUGCGGAUACCAAGGACGUAGGACCAUUCCUCGUGCUAGGCGUUCUAGGAGGGCUGCUCAGUCGCCUUUACACUGUUCUCUCACUCAAGGUGCUGCGGGCGAGACGCACUGAGACGUGGAGGCGGCGCAAAGCUGUGAAGAUCAUAGAUGCGGCUGUGAGUGCGCUGGUGGUGUCGCUGCUGUUCCACCUCCUCCCCGCCAUGUCGCCCUGCAUCUCCCUCCCUGCUUCCAGCGCCUCCGCGCCUGCUGCUCCCCCUGCGUCUCACUCCAGUCCCACGUCCACUGCACACGUGUCAUUUUCUCCCACGUGGUAUGUUGCUGAGUCACCAAGCACAUCUGCCGCACCGGGGCACGGAGAGGGAGCAGAGGGGCACGUGGUGUUGGUGCAGUACGACUGCCCUGCAGGGCACUACAACGAGCUCGCCACACUGCUGCUGCGCGGGGAGGAGGGCGCCGUGAAGCACCUCAUGGGCGACACGGCCAGCACCACCGCCACCGGGGAGGCCGUCACCGCACGGGUCUUCCCAGCAGGCGUGGUGGCCGUGUUCCUCAUCGCCUACUCGCUUCUUGCAGCGUCGAUUUCAGGCCUGGCGGUGCCCAGCGGGCAGUUCAUCCCGCAGCUGCUGUACCGGGCGGCGCUGGGGCGGCUGUACGGCAUGGCGCUGCAUGCCGCGCUGCCAGAGCAGUUUGCGCAGCCCAGCAUCUAUGCGCACGUGGGGUCUGCUGCGUGCCUCGCGGGGUACACUCACCUCACCAUCUCGCUUGCUGUGAGUGCUGCGGGCGGUUUUGGAGAGACUUUAGAUACCAUUGAUGCGCAUGUGGGGUCCGCUAUGUGCCUGGGCGGUGUGAUGCUAAUGGAGGCAUCAGGAGACAUCAGCCUUCUGCUUCCCAUCCUCUGUGGGUACGUGCACCCAUCACUACCCAUGCCCGACCAUCGAAGCAUAGCAGCGGCCAAGGCAGUAGCACAGCUCAUAGGGGUGGCCAAGGCAGUGGCGCAGCUCUUAGGCCGCAGCUACGACGAGGUGGUGCUGUCAAUCAAGAAGAUCCCUUCACACUCUUCCAACCCUUUCUCCUCCUAUCGCCCCCUCCCACGGUUGCAGCAUAGGGGUGGCCAACGCAGUGGCACAACUGCUGGGGCGCAGCUACGACGAGGUGCUACUGUCGAUCAAGAAGACCCCCUUCCUGCACGACAAGCCUACUACUCACGCCCCUCUCCUCUGCUCCUCUCCUCCUGCCGCCCCCUCUCUCGCAGCAUAGGGGUGGCCAAGGCAGUCGCACAGCUGUUCGGCCGCAGCUACGACGAGGUGCUACUUUCGAUCAAGAAGAUCCCCUUUCUGCAGGACAAGCCCCACGCGCGCCACCAGGGGCUGCUAGCCCGGCACCUCAUGGACCGCCACGUGGCACAGCUGCGGGAGAUGGAGACGCCGUCGCUCGUGCGGGCGGCGUUGAUCAGCUGCUUCUCGCCGGCGCUGAUGGUGGUGGAUGCGGAGGGCGGGCUGAAAGGGGUGGUCAGCCCUGCUGGUCCUACUGGUGCUGCGGGUGGUGGUGGGGGCAGUCUGGCACGACUGGGACGGAUGGCAGGGUUGCGGUUUAGUGGUGUAAUGAAGCGGGUUCCGUGGACGAGGAAAGCGAGAGUUGGAACGGAGGAGGGGGGUGAUGCGAGGAUGGAGGAGGGGAGGAGGGCAGACGGAAUGGAGGAAGCGAAAGGAGAAGGGAAGGACGAGGAGGAGGAUGGGGAAGAGCGGGAGGAAGAGGAGGAGGAGGAGGAGGAGGAAGAAGGUGAGAGCCACGAGUGGGAAACAGAGGCCCAGCGGCGUGUGAGGAGAGAGAGACGAAGAGGCCACCGGUACACAGAGGAACUUGCUCAGAAGCUUCUGACGUGCCACGACGACAGCGAGACGGGAGAGGAGAGGCGGAUGAGGGAGAUGGUGCGGAGGGAGGGGGAGGAGUGCCUGUUGGACCGCACUCUCCUGGCCAUGGAGACCAACGCCAGGCUGGCGGACCAGCAGUGGGCGGCAGAAGACGCGCUCUGGGCGGCAGCGCCGUCCCUGCACAGUGCUCCUGCUGUCGCUGGCACUGCUGGUGGCGGUGCUGUUGGGGGUGCUGCUGCUGGCUCAGCUGCUGGAUCUUCACAACAAGGCGGAGUGGGGAAGAUGGAGCACGCGUUCAGACGGCCCACAGGCAGUGCAGAUGGCAGUAGCUGGCAGCUCGGUAGCACGGGCAGUCACAGCCCUCUUCCCCCCCGCCCUCCUGCUCUUGCCGCCAUUCCUCCUCCAUUUGCACCUGCUGCUGCCCCGGAAGCUGCCUUAUCCGCUGCUGCUGCCUCAGAUGCAGCCUCUGAAGCUUGUGGCACUGCCACAAAUGGAGUAACGCCCUUCCAGCAGCAGCAGCUUGCAGAGGGCGGAGGAAAGGAUGGCGAGGUGGAAGGAGGGGGGGGAGAGACGCGAGAAGUUGGAGAGAAGGCAGAAGGAGAGGCGAGGGGGGUGGGGGGCGCGGAGAGCAGCAGGGGAGCGGUGGGAGCGGUGGUGGGAGGGGGCGAGGCGGAGGUGCUAUUAGAUGUGACGGCAAUCAUGGACCCUUUCCCCUUCCAUGUGCCCCUCUGCAUGCCCAUCCUCCGCGUCUUCCCCCUCAUGCGCAAGGUGAGAUGCAUGGGCCUCAAGUUCACCUUCCCUUCCUCACCCGCCCACUUCCUCUCUCCCCACCCCUGCUCGCAGCUCAACCUGACGUACGUGUGUGUGGUGGACGGCACAGGCCAGCCGGCGGGGCUGAUAACCCGGGCGCAUCUGAUAGACGCCAAGCCAGUGCACGCCAGCGUCACCACGUGGGGCCACUUCGGCCUGCCCUCCUUCCGCCUCUCCCGCCGCUUCUCCUCCUUCUCCUCCCGCCCCUCCGUCGCCUCCCUCACCCCGGAAGCCACCCAAGCCGCCCGUGACCGUGCCGCGCGCAUCCUGGCGGCUCUCGACCCAGACGCACUGGCCAUGGGGGAUACGGUGCAGCAGCAGGCAGAGGCGACUGAGAGGGUGAAUCUGGCGUCUAUGCUGGCUGCUAUGGACUCUGUACGGCACUUGUACCAGCAGCCUGACUCGGAGCGUGAAUGGGUGGAUGGGCACGGGGCAGGGGUGGAUGGGGUGGGGAGUGGUGUGGAGGGGAGAGUGGACGGGGAGGAGGGAGGGAUGGGGAGGGAGCGAGGGGAAGGGGAGCGGGGGGAGAGGCGAGGGGCGAGGGAGGGGCAGAGGAGGUGGGCAGGGAGGGUGUCUCCGAGGGAGAGGUGGAGGAAGGCGGUGAGGCUGGUGCUGGAGAGCCUGCGAGCCCAGGCUGCCGCGGCUGCCCUGGCUGCUGCCGCCCGCUCCCAACGGAACCUUGCCCUGCUGCCUGCUGCUGCUGCUGGUGGUGGUGGGGUUGGGGGUGCUGCAAGCAGGGAGGCUUCUGGUGUUGUGGCCAGUGGGAGGGCUGGUGGUGCUGUAGGAGCAAGGGAAGCAGGUGGUGGAGGCGGUUCAGAGCGCAAGGGAGGGAAGGGUGUGAAGGGGGAAGGGAUGCGGGGACAGGAGAAGGCAGGUGAAGAGGGAGGAGGGCCGUCAGCAAGGCAUGUGCAUUGGGGAGGGGAGGGGGGCAUGGGAGGAAGACUGGGUCCAAGCUUGGGCGACGGUGGUAGGGUGAGUGGGGAGGAAGGUGUAGAGGGGGAUGUGCUGGUGGUGAGGGAGGAUGCAGGCGAGGGGGAGGAGGAGGGGGAGCAGGAGUGA
Molecule: messenger RNA, 4446 nt
Organism: Closterium sp. Naga37s-1
Lineage: Eukaryota; Viridiplantae; Streptophyta; Zygnematophyceae; Desmidiales; Closteriaceae
Source: the annotation of a GenBank genome assembly